Knipowitschia caucasica is the source of this 1707-nucleotide messenger RNA. The record is from the annotation of a GenBank genome assembly. NCBI's taxonomy places the organism in Eukaryota, Metazoa, Chordata, Actinopteri, Gobiiformes, Gobiidae.
AUGGUUGAAAAGCUCCGGCGUGAUCGCAUCAACACCUGUAUCGAGCAGCUCAAGUCUCUGCUGGGCCCAGAGUUUCUCCGACAGCAGCCCUCCUCUAAGCAGGAGAAAGCAGACGUCCUGGAGAUGACGGUGGCGUACCUCCAGGCCUGGCAGCAGAGCGGCCCCAAAGCCCCAGUCUCCAGGAAGAGCUCGGGGGACGGAUACAGCCGCUGUGUGCAGGAGGCCGUCAGCUUCCUGUCCCACUGUGAGCAGACGCAGGCUCACACACGCCUGCUCGGACACUUCCAGGGAGCAGGGGCCAAGAGUCCCCCUACCACCCCCCCACGCUCCCCUCUGCACAAGGACCACUGCAAGGUCCAGAGCAACGGGCUCUGGAGGCCCUGUGUCACGGACCACAAGGCGGAAACAAGUCCUCCAGUCACGCCCAGUGAUGAAGAUUCUGGUGAAGAGUCGUCUGUCUAUGUGGAUGAAGACUGUGUCCUUCAGGUGGAUGAAGACUGUGUCCUUCAGGUGGAUGAAGAUCGCUCUGCCUCAGAGCUUGUGGACUUUGCUUCGUUAGAAGCGUCUCUGGUUCCUCUGGGACAGAGCAUGUUGUUUUUUCCCAUCAGCCCCUCUGUCAGCCGCCACCAGACACACCCGCCCCACGGCAGGCACGCCUCCAGAAUGAGCCAACUCUCAUUCAAACUUUUCUUUAGUGGUUUGGAGUUUGGCCGGCCCAGGACUUUCUCAGGCUCUGAGUGUCCGCAGCAGCUGUCGCUCGCCGCCUCCCCUCCCUCAGUCCCUCUCUCCCUCCCUCCCUCACCCCCCCCUCCCACUCUCCUCAGAGUGAGUGAGUGUGGGAAACUGGAGAUAGCAAACUCACAACUGCAGCGCUCUGUAAACUUUUAUGACAGGUUCAAAGCUGCGGCUGUGGGGGGGGGACACUUUGCACUCCCCCUCAGCGCUCCCCCAGAGACUGAAGACGCUGAUGUGUCGAACCUAACCAACACAGAAAACAGGCUCACAUCAGACAGGAGACACGCGCUCACAGCUCGCGCUUUCACACCUGUGGGGCACGUGCCCUUUGAUCCGGCCUCGUGCCACAGAAGGGGGUCCGAGCGCAGGUGUCCCGCGUGGAGGCGUCCCGCAUGCGCGGCUCAGUGGGAGCUCGCGCCUUCACACCUCAGUGCGCGCGCUCAGGAUGUCACACACGAGGCCGUAAAGUUCCGCCACUUCCAGCCGCGCGCGUCCGCCGCCUCAUCACUGCUGCACGCGACUGAGAUGGCUCCUUACAGCUUUUCUACUCUGCACCAAACCAGGACCGAGAGGGAUCCCAUCAAAUUGAGGAAACCUAUAGUAGAAAAGAUGCGUCGAGACCGGAUCAACAGCUGCAUCGAGCAGCUGAAGGUCCUUCUGGAGAAGGAGCUGCGCCGCAAAGGCUGCCCCAAACUGGAGAAGGCCGACGUGCUGGAGAUGACCGUGUGCUGCCUCAAGCAGCAGCUGCAGGGACACACGGGCCCCAGCGCCUUUGGGACGUCCCACAUGGAGGACCACAGAGUAGCCAACAUGGAGGUUCAACCAGAGGCCCUCAGACCUCACAUGGAUCUCCCUGGUGCAUCCCAAAAGGAGGUGCACACACUCCCUCAGACCUGGCUUCAGGGCUCAUCUAGCAGUCUACAGCAAACAGACACUGCUCCCAACAGCGCCCCCAUGUGGAGGCCCUGGUGA